AUAGCUGCAGAUCCUAUCGGGUAGAAAUUUUGCCUGUAAACUGUAAAUGUAUAGGCGAAUUUCAAGAGAUCUCCAAAGACGUAAUUGGCGAAUUAAUAAACGAACGCUCAAAAGCUCCUGAAACCAAUAAGUCACAGCUUUUUAAAUUUUUUUAUAGAGUUAUACUGUUCUGAAAGCAUUUCACACUGCAAAGGCUAUCGUCAACAAUGGCAAAGAGGGAGAUGAUAUUGCCGCAUAUUUCUUUCUCAAGAAAGGCAUCAUUAGUAUCAGAGAAAUAUUAUUUGCGGGAUCAGUUGCGGAUUUAAAACAGUUCUCUCAAUUGAUACAUUGCUAUAGUGGUAUUGCAAAUCUUUAGUUGGAAGGCCACAUUAUGAUACUCACUCAUUUGGCCAUCAUAUCGACAAUACUUCAAGUUGCUUAUUUGUUGCCUGUUGAAACAAACAAACGUGAUAAAAAGAGAUCCAUUGAUACUUUUUUGACACCCUUUGAUCUCGAAUAUAAGCCCCUCCAUAUUUCAUCGGAUACCCCUGUGUCUUUUCAAGAAACCAUACAAUUCUGGAAUUCUCUAGCUGAUGGUCCUUGGAACCAUGGGAUCGUCUUGACAGAUCCGUCAUUCUCUGGGGGAUCAGAGAAUCAUGGCCACUUCGAAUCCUUCUUGGGGGAAUUUAAAGAAUAUUCUGAUCCGUACCUUCUUCAAGGACUCGAUGCAAAGAGGGCAGCAAUUGUUUUAUACAGUAAGGAAUUGUUCUUCAGUGAUAUUCCCCACGAUAGGGCACUUUUGUAUAAUGAGGAGAAAAGGAGACUCAACGGAUUGUCAAGAAACAAAUUGGGCUCUUUGAGGCACACUUCUGCCUUCUUCAAAGGGUACGAUCGAUCCAAUUGAUUUUCAUAUUUAGAAAACACGUUUUGACGAAAAGUCUGAAAUACUGAAUAAUUUUCAUGUAAUGGUCAAAAAACUCGUUGAUUUUAUUUUGAAAACUACGAUGAAUACGCAUGUGAACUAAAAAAAAAAAAAAUACGGAAAUAAUUUGAUCAUAAAAAUAAAGUUUUGUGACACCCAAAAUAGAUCUACUUAUAUUAUGUAUCAGAAUUAUUAAAAAAGAAAA
Messenger RNA from Harmonia axyridis, 1106 nucleotides. RefSeq lists its product as uncharacterized. Bases 371 to 883 code for a protein of 170 amino acids. The record is from RefSeq and is a predicted model, not a curated record. Lineage: Eukaryota; Metazoa; Arthropoda; Insecta; Coleoptera; Coccinellidae. The transcript is spliced from 4 exons.